Messenger RNA from Salvia miltiorrhiza (redroot sage), 609 nucleotides. RefSeq lists its product as uncharacterized. Bases 1 to 609 code for a protein of 202 amino acids. The transcript has 2 exons. The record is from RefSeq and is a predicted model, not a curated record. NCBI's taxonomy places the organism in Eukaryota, Viridiplantae, Streptophyta, Magnoliopsida, Lamiales, Lamiaceae.
AUGGCUUCUCCUUGGCUCAUAAUCUCUCUGCUUUUAUCGCUAUGCACUAAUCUCUCUACAUCAGCUGACGUUUUCCUCAGCAUUGACUGCGGAUCAUCGCUCCCGUACCGAGACACGAGCGGGAUCGGUUGGGUGGGCGACGAUGAAUACGUCAAGAGCGGCGAAUCCCGUUCCGUCAAGCCUCUAUACUCCCUCUCCCACGUAUGGGACACCCUGCGCGUGUUCACCUCGCGGAACAGGAACUGCUACGAGAUCGGCUCGGUGAAGCCGGGGCGUGUCCUUGUACGCGCGAGUUUUUACUACGGGAACUACGACGGCAAGAACUCGCCUCCCGGGUUCGCUCUGAGCUUCGAUGGGAACGUGUGGACUGAUGUCCAGACGUCGAAUGAUACCAAGCACUACUACUACUAUGAAGUGAUUUAUGUGAUGAAGAAGGACUCCAUUAGCGUAUGUCUUAUUCAGACAGAGACAGAGCAGAUCCCCUUCAUAUCGGCUCUCGAAAUACGCAGGUUGGAGUCGGACAUGUACAGUGAUGUCGACGACGAUUAUCCGUUGCUCAGGUGGGAGCGGGUUGCUUUCGGCUCAGGAGAUACCUAUUUUAGGUACUAA